AGAUAACUUAUGGAUCCCCAGAUGAAAGAAAGUCCUUGAGCCAUAUUCGAGGUCUUGGCGUGUGGCUAUUUCUCGGUUUCUCUUAGUCAGCUGCGGCCAGCAUCCGCCAUGAGGGACUGCUCUCCUCUUUUACCCAUCCAUUACUUCACUGCUUCACUGCAUACCCUACACUCGGAGCACGCCUUGCCUUGCCUCUGCUCUAGCUAUUUCAUGCCACUCUUCUCGAAUUCCUACUCAUAGGUCAAUCAUGUUGCGCGUCACUCUGCGGAAAUGCAGCCGACAGCUCGGAAGCUGUUCCUCGAGAGCAGGCUUGUCCACCCUCUCCGCCUCCGCACCCAGGACAGCUCUCGUCACGAGUCGGAGACAUCUUGCGCUGGCUUCGCAACACCAGCAGCAGAGGAAUUAUGCCAUUGCGGCCGAGGAUACGGACAAGGGUGUUGACCCCAACGACUCCUUCCUCCAAGGCAAUACAGCCAAUUAUGUCGAUGAGAUGUACAUGCAGUGGAAACGCGACCCUUCGAGCGUUCACUACUCGUGGCAGGUCUACUUCCGCAACAUGGAGUCCGGCGACAUGCCCGUCUCGCAGGCCUUCCAGCCGCCGCCAACCAUCAUUCCCGCACCACACGGCGGGAUGGGCCCAGACAUUCGCCCUGGCCUGGGAAUGGCGCCUGGGCAGGGCUCUGACGUCAUGAACCACCUGAAGGUGCAGCUGCUCGUCCGCGCAUACCAAGCUCGAGGACACCACAAGGCGAGAAUCGACCCAUUAGGCAUUCGAACCGAAGCAGAGCAGUUUGGCUACAGCAAGCCUCGUGAACUUGAGCUGUCGCAUUACAAUUUCACCGAAAAGGACUUGGAUCAGGAAUUCACCCUUGGCCCUGGCAUCUUGCCGCGUUUCAAGUCGGAGGCUCGCGAAAAGAUGUCGCUCCGAGAGAUCAUCGCUGCUUGCGAGCGUCUGUACUGCGGCUCAUAUGGCGUUGAAUAUAUCCACAUUCCGGAUCGGGAACAGUGCGACUGGCUUCGUGAACGCAUCGAGAUUCCACAGCCAUAUAAGUAUUCGGUGGAUGAGAAGCGUCGCAUAUUAGAUCGCUUAAUCUGGGGAACCAAUUUCGAAGCUUUCCUGGCCACGAAAUACCCGAACGAUAAGCGAUUCGGUCUUGAGGGAGGCGAGAGCUUGAUUCCUGGCAUGAAGGCGCUGAUCGACCGAAGUGUCGACUAUGGGGUCAAAGAUAUAGUCAUUGGGAUGCCUCAUCGUGGGCGUCUGAAUGUGCUUAGUAACGUUGUCCGGAAGCCAAACGAGUCAAUUUUCAGCGAGUUUGCCGGAACUGCCGAUCCGUCUGACGAAGGAUCCGGAGACGUCAAAUACCAUCUGGGAAUGAACUUUGAGCGCCCUACGCCUUCUGGAAAGCGUGUCCAGCUUUCUCUAGUCGCGAACCCAUCGCAUUUGGAGGCUGAGGAUCCAGUGGUGUUGGGUAAGACGCGAGCCAUCCUUCAUUACAACAAUGACGAACAGGAAGCCCGUACGGCAAUGGGAGUGUUGUUGCAUGGCGACGCCGCCUUUGCUGGGCAAGGCGUUGUCUACGAAACUAUGGGCUUUCACUCGCUUCCCAAGUACCACACUGGAGGAACCAUCCACAUCAUUGUAAACAACCAGAUUGGUUUUACGACUGAUCCCCGUUUCUCCCGCUCCACUCCCUACUGCUCCGACAUUGCCAAGGCUAUCGAUGCCCCCGUGUUUCACGUGAAUGGCGAUGAUGUGGAAGCCUUCAACUUCGUUUGCCAGCUUGCUGCUGACUACCGCGCUGAGUUCAAGAAGGACGUCGUCAUUGACAUGGUGUGCUACAGGAAGCAGGGUCACAACGAGACUGAUCAGCCCUUCUUCACGCAGCCCUUGAUGUACAAGCGAAUCACGGACCACCCACCUGCGUUGGACAUCUACACGAACAAACUCUUGGAAGAGCAAACUUUCACCAAGGAAGACAUUGAUGAGCACAAAUCUUGGGUAUGGGGUAUGCUUGAAGAGAGCUUCACACGCAGCAAAGAUUACCAACCCUCCGCGAAGGAAUGGCUCACAUCUGCCUGGAACGGUUUCAAGUCGCCAAAGGAGCUUGCAACUGAAGUCUUACCUCAUUUGCCCACCGCGGUUGAGGAGACCACACUAAAUCACAUCGCGGAGACGAUUGGAAGUGCCCCUGAAGGUUUCAAUGUACACCGCAAUCUCAAGCGUAUUCUUGCAGGCCGUACGAAGACAGUCGCCGAGGGCAAGAACAUUGACAUGGCCACUGCGGAAGCCUUAGCCUUUGGUUCCCUUUGUAUGGAGGGCCACCACGUGCGUGUAUCGGGUCAAGAUGUUGAGCGGGGUACUUUCUCGCAACGUCACGCCGUUUUGCACGAUCAGGAAACUGAAAACACGUACACCCCCCUCCAGCACGUCAGUGAUGAUCAAGCCACCUUUGUCAUCUCAAAUUCGUCCCUUAGCGAGUUCGGAGUUCUAGGUUUCGAAUAUGGCUACUCUCUUUCCUCACCAAAUGCCCUCGUCCUGUGGGAAGCUCAAUUCGGCGACUUCGCAAACAACGCGCAGUGCAUCAUUGACCAGUUCGUCGCCUCAGGUGAAGUCAAGUGGCUUCAACGAAGCGGCCUCGUCAUGAGUCUGCCUCACGGUUACGAUGGCCAGGGACCCGAGCACUCGUCUGGUCGUAUGGAACGAUACCUCCAAUUAUGCAACGAAGAUCCGCGAAUUUUCCCGUCACCAGAUAAGCUCGACCGCCAGCAUCAAGACUGCAACAUGCAGAUUGCAUAUCUGACUAAGCCGUCCAAUCUGUUCCAUAUCCUGCGUCGACAGAUGAACCGUCAAUUCCGGAAACCACUUAUCCUUUUCUUCUCUAAAUCCCUUCUACGCCACCCAAUGGCUCGCUCCAACAUCGACGAAUUCACUGGUGACUCCCACUUCCAAUGGGUGAUCCCUGACCCUGCGCACGAAACGGGUGAAAUCGGCCCCAACGAAGCCAUCCACCGCGUCAUCCUCUGCACUGGCCAAGUCUACGCCGCCCUUGUCAAAGAACGGCAGCUCCGCGAUCUCAGGGACGUAGCUAUCACGCGCAUCGAACAACUGCACCCGUUCCCCUGGCAACAACUCAAAGAAAACCUGGACUCGUAUCCAAAUGCGCAGAAUAUCAUCUGGUGCCAGGAAGAGCCGUUGAAUGCGGGGGCAUGGAGUUUCAUGCAGCCCAGGAUUGAGACGCUACUAAAUCAGACAGAGUGGCAUAAUAGGAGACAUGUUAUGUAUGCGGGUAGGAAUCCGAGUGCCAGUGUGGCGACGGGGUUGAAGAGUGCGCAUCAAAAGGAGGAGAAGGAUUUGUUGGAGAUGGCGUUUAGUGUGAAGCAGGAUAAGCUUAAGGGGGAGUAGAUUUGGUGGAUACGGUGGUGGAGUGGGGUGCUUUGUAGGAUAGGAUUCGAUGGCUUCACUCAGCUUUUUAGUUGGGUAUUGCGUGUGGGACUGAAAGGAGAGUGCGUGCAUAUGGAUGCCAUAAUUUGUGUGGCGGAAACAAAAUCAUCCCUUGUGUACUAUUCCCCCCUUUCUCUUUCGGUUUUCUAGGGGUUUCUAGCCUGCGUUCUGAGAUAAAGCACACACAUCUUCCUCUCUUCCCCUUUCCUUUUUUUUUUGUUUGGGAUUUGGUGGUAGUCAGCGCACGUUGGACAGGAGGAAGGCUUGGAACAUUUUGUGUCUUUACUUGCAUACUUUAGCGUUUGUAGAUUAUUAUGAUGUCUAUGAGCAUUGAGUGUAGGAUAAAAGUUGGUAUGUUUGAUUCCCUGAUAUGUGUGUAGGGCCGUAUAUACAGACUUAUGUUGCUAGAGGGUAAAGUAUGUUCUCUGACUUUAGGUAUAGAGCGAGUAAGUGAAUGUGAG
Messenger RNA from Lindgomyces ingoldianus, 3903 nucleotides. Its product is annotated as 2-oxoglutarate dehydrogenase E1 component mitochondrial precursor. The coding region runs from base 248 to 3403 and encodes 1051 amino acids. The record is from RefSeq and is a predicted model, not a curated record. NCBI's taxonomy places the organism in Eukaryota, Fungi, Ascomycota, Dothideomycetes, Pleosporales, Lindgomycetaceae. The transcript has 4 exons. Gene Ontology annotation, molecular function: thiamine pyrophosphate binding; oxoglutarate dehydrogenase (succinyl-transferring) activity. Gene Ontology annotation, biological process: tricarboxylic acid cycle. Gene Ontology annotation, cellular component: oxoglutarate dehydrogenase complex; mitochondrion.